ACGUAAACUCAUAGUACACUACACUACUGUAUACUAUUAUUUAACUCUUAAUGAUAGCCUACAUGGGCUAUUGAUAAUGAUACAAUUUAUAUCGGAUUCAACAGCAAGCUACACAUGCACAUAUCACCUAUGUAGUUAGAUAAAGGAUUUUGUGUAAUCGAAUUUCGAUCAAGGUAAAUUCAUCAUCAGGGCGCGUUUACAUGUUCAAUUGUAGGUUUCGUCAACAUAUUACUCAUCCCUGCUGUAUGUACGCAGAACAAAUGUAUAGAUUCAACGUGCAAUAAUUUCAAAGAUUUUACUGAGUAACAGUUAAUAUAAGGAAAUCAGUCAAUUGAAAUAAAUAAAUUAGGCCCUAAUCUAUGGAUUUCACAUGACUGGGAGUACAGAUAUGCAUCUCUUGGUCACAUAUACCAUAAAAAAAAUAAGGGGCAUGGAUCAGUAAACCAGACCGUAUCUGGUGGGACCAUAAUUUGCCUCAUGCAGUGGGAUACAUCUCCUUCAAAUAGAGUUGAUCAGGCUGUUGAUUGUGGCCUGUGGAAUGUUGUCCCACUCCUCUUCAAUAGCUUUGCGAAGUUGCUGGAUAUCGGCUUGAACUGGAACAUGCUGUUAUACAUGUUUCUCCAGAGCAUCCAAAUGUGCUCUAUUCGGUAACAUGUCUGGUGAGUAUGCAGGCCACAGAAGAACUGGGACAUUUUCAGCUUCCAGUAAUUGUGUACAGAUCCUUGCGACAUGGUGACAUACAUUAUCAUGCUGAAACAUGAGGUGAUGGCAACGGAUGAAUCACAUGGCAAUGGGCCUCAGGAUCUCGUCACCAUAUCUCUGUGCAUUCAAAUUUUCCAUCAAUAAAAUGCAUUUGUGUUUGUUGUUCAUAGCUAAUGCCUGCCCAUACCAUAACCCCACCGCCACCUUGGGGCACUCUGACACUUUGACAUCAGCAAACCUGCAUUCCUGCAGUCAGCACGCUCCCUCAAUUCAAGAGAUCUGUGGCAUUGGGUUGUGUGACAAAACAGUACAUUUUAGAAUGGCCUUUUUUGUCCUUGGCCAUCAGGUGGAUGGAUUAUCUUGGUAAAGGAGAGUGGUUAUGGAUGAUGCCAGAGUUCCACAGUAGGCUGCAUUAUGUUAAGCCUCAAGUCCAAUUUAUUUUAAUGUUUUUCUCUGUAAUAGUAUAAUUUUACUAAGUGAGUUAUUAAUAACUCAGUAAAAUUAUACUAAAAUGAAAAAAACUGUUUAGAGCCAUGUCACACUUCUCAGCACUUCUGUAUUUCAAGAGGAAGUGCUGCCUAACUGUUUUCUCCCUUUGAAAUAAAUCACCCAGAAGUGAAACCCUCCACAUGCCACAUUUGCUUAGUUACACAAAUACAACUUGUUUAAAUAACCAGUUGUGUAGUCUUGGAAUUAUUAUUUAAACACCUUGGCCUCACUAAGUUGAACUAAUUCAAAUGACUCUACAGUCCGGUAAAGAAAGUACACCCAAAGUCCAGAGUCUAGACUGAGAGGAUAAAUCCCAUGCAUUCUCAUUCAGUUUUUCUUUUCAUCUUCCUGCACCUUAUUAGCCAGGUCACGUGUGUGGUUCAUUCACUCAAAUCCACUCCAGUGUCUACUGUCUACAGUUUGACUGGGUUCCCACUCCUCUGGGUGCAUAUCUGAUGGGGUUUGGGGAGGACCUGUGGUGUCCCCAGGCCCACGCGGCCCUGAUGCGGCUGCAGGACUCGGAGCUGCGUCUGAUGGAGGUGAUGAAGAAGUGGAUGAGCCAGCGGUCCAAGAGCGACCGGGAGUUCUCUGUUCAGCUGCACCAGAUGGCUGCCAUGGUUGAGAAACUGGAGGGGCCCCAGCCUGGGGGAGGACUGGACUACAUCAGCCAGCUCAACCAGUCGUGGGGUGUGCUGGUGGCUCAGACUGAGAGUUUGAGUCGUGUGAUGCGGCGGCAGUCUGAGGACCUGCAAGUUGGGCCUCUCAGCAAACUGACCCUGCUGAUCAGAGACAAGCAGCAGCUCAGGAAGACCUACGCAGAGCAGUGGAGCCAGCUCAGCCAGGAGCUCAGCAGGGUGACCCAGACAGAGCUGGAGAGGCUGAAGGCCAGCUAUAGACAGCUGGUGAGGGAUGCAGCACAGGCAAAGAGGAAGUACCAGGAGGCCAGUAAAGAUAAAGAGCGUGAGCGUGCAAGGGAGCGCUAUGUGAAGGCUACUCUGAGGCUCCAUGAGCUUCAUAAUGAGUAUGUGCUGUCAGUCAGAGCAGCCCAGGUGUACCAUCAGCACCACUACAGCCAGGCCCAACCUGCCCUGCUCAUGGCACUACAGAGCCUACAGCAGGAGAUGGUACUCGUACUGAAGGAGAUCCUGCAGGAGUACUAUGACAUGUCCAGUAUGCUCCAACAGGAGGUGGUAUCUGUCCACGAGGAGAUGUCUACUGCUCUGAAGGCCAUAGAGCCACACAAAGAGUACGAGAGUUUCAUCCAUCAGAACAGGUCUGUAGGGGAGGUUCCGGUGUGUGUGGAGUUUGACUCUGGUCUUCUGGAGAACACAGAUCGACUAAAGACUGGAGAGCUGGAACUAAAUGAGCUUACAGUGGAGGGGAUCCAGCACAGGUUGACUGUAGUGGAAGAGGAACUGUUGUCUCUUGCUGGUAAUGUGGUUUCCCAACAGGCCUCAGUCAACCAACUGGAGUUGGAGCUGGAGGCAGAGGAAGAGGGCAUCAAACGGGGUCAGAGGGUUUACCAGUUCAGUAAGAGGCAUGCGCUGGAGGAGAGCCGACAGCAGGUGAUGCUGUCCCUGGGAGCUAGAACCAGGCUGGAGGCACAGAGGUUGCUUUUGAAGGGGAAGCUGGAAUGGCUGGGAUCCAGUGAACCCCCUCCUGCCUUGGGGCUGGAAGAGGACCGUAUCUCCCUGUCCUCCAUCACCUCUAGUGAGAGGGACGGCCUCAGAAACGUCAGUGUGGACGGCAUCAUAGGCCACCUUAGUGGUCUGUUCAAACCCAAAUACACGGUGCCCCCUGCCCUGUCCCCAGUCCCAGAGGUAGAGCGCCCCCUGGAGCAGCAGAACUGGUACCACGGAGUCAUCCCCAGGCUGGAAGUCCAGGAGCUGCUGAGGUGUGAUGGAGACUUCCUGGUCAGACAGAGUCAGGGCAAACAGGAGUAUGUCCUCUCUGUCCACUGGGCUGGCUCUUGCAGGCACUUCCUUAUCCAGAGCACAGACAAUAUGUACCGCCUGGAUGGAGAUGGAUUCCACACCGUUCCCAUGCUGAUGAACCACCUGGUCUCCUCACACCAACAUGUCACCAAGAGGUCCGACAUUGUCCUGAAGAGACCUGUCCUAAAGGACAAGUGGGUUCUGGAACACGAUGAUGUCAUCCUGGGGCAGAGCAUUGGCCGGGGUAACUUUGGAGAGGUGUACAGUGGUCGUCUGCUUUCUGAUAACACCCCUGUAGCUGUGAAAGCCUGCAAAGAGAACCUGGCCCCAGAACACAAGAACAGGUUCCUUAUGGAGGCCAGGAUCCUGAAGCAGUAUGACCAUCCUAACAUAGUGAAGCUGAUUGGUGUCUGCACACAAAAACAACCCAUCUAUAUCAUUAUGGAGCUGAUACAGGGGGGAGACUUCCUGUCCUUCCUGCGCUGUGAAGGUCACAACCUGAAGUCAAAUAUGCUGGUGAAAAUGGCAGAGAAUGUGGCAUCUGGCAUGGAGUAUCUGGAGAGCAAGAAAUGCAUCCACCGGGACCUGGCUGCCCGUAACUGUCUGGUGGGAGAACAUAGCAGGGUGAAGAUCAGUGACUUUGGGAUGUCUCGCGAGCAGCAGGACGGGGUCUACUCUGCCGCGGGGGGCCUCAAACAGAUCCCUGUCAAAUGGACGGCCCCCGAAGCCCUCAACUAUGGGAGGUACACCACGGAGAGUGACGUGUGGAGUUUUGGAGUUCUCCUAUGGGAGAUAUUCUCCAGGGGAGUCACCCCCUACACCAGCAUGACCAACCAGCAGACACGGGACGAGGUGGAGAAAGGAUACCGGAUGCUAGCCCCAAACUCCUGUCCUCCAGAUGUGUAUGCCAUUAUGUGUCGCUGCUGGCAGUACGACUCCAGGAACCGGCCGUCCUUCAGCAAACUCAGGACCGAACUCAGUGCUUUAUACCAGAAACUGUCCUUACUCAAGUGACUUGUUUGAUUCUCUUUUACCUUUUUAUAUGGAGCAGAUGUUGCCUUUAUUUCAUAUUCAUUGAUUAUAGAGAACCAGUUGCUAUGUGAUUUUGAAUUGACCAUAUUUAAGUAGUGAUGAUCCAACAGGCUGUGAGACCACAGGUAAUAUAAGUACACAGGACAUGUGUGUAUUGAAAACAUUGGUACCAUAUUCUACAAAGUAGCAUAUUCUAUAUCUGUUGAAUAUUGCUAUUGUUUACUGUAUUACAUUACUGUAAAUGUACAAAUUAAAUGUUCCUAUUAUAUCAGCUUUAAAGAGUUGAUGGGA
This is a messenger RNA of Oncorhynchus nerka (sockeye salmon), 4448 nucleotides long. Its product is annotated as tyrosine-protein kinase Fes/Fps-like. Gene Ontology annotation, molecular function: ATP binding; non-membrane spanning protein tyrosine kinase activity. Lineage: Eukaryota; Metazoa; Chordata; Actinopteri; Salmoniformes; Salmonidae. Bases 1647 to 4139 code for a protein of 830 amino acids. The transcript is spliced from 18 exons. The record is from RefSeq and is a predicted model, not a curated record. Gene Ontology annotation, biological process: chemotaxis; cell adhesion; peptidyl-tyrosine phosphorylation.